AUGUUACAAAAAGCUCAGGGUGCACCUUCCCCUUCCCUCCAGUCGAUCAAAUCAUUGCCUGUUGACCUUAGGUUCAUGGGUUUGCCGACUUAUGAUUCUUCAGAGAAGUCUGAGGCUCUGAAUGAAAGCAAUAGUGAUCUAGGUAGUCAGAUGGUUGCUGGUGUUGAUAUCAAUGUUGAUCGGGAUACUGAUGAGUCACCCUAUAGUAGUUUAAGCUUAUCGGUGGAAGAAAGGCCUUCAAUUAUUGAUGAGGACUCAAAUUCUGUGACUUCUCCUUUGCGGUCCUUUGUACCAUUGCAUGCUGAAUCCAAGUGGAGUGACACCAAGUCCUAUGUUGCAAAGAAGAAGCUUCAAUCUUGGUUUCAACUUACUAAUGGGAACUGGGAGCUGGGAAAGGUUCUAUCAACUUCAGGGACUGAAUCGGUCAUAUCAUUGCCGGAGGGGGAAAUUUUGAAGUUGAAUUCCGGAAGGCUGUUUCCGGCGAAUCCUGAUAUUCUUGAUGGAGUAGAUGAUCUCAUGCAACUAAGUUAUUUAAAUGAACCAUCAGUGUUGUUCAAUCUUCAGUAUAGAUACAAUCGAGAUAUGAUUUAUACAAAAGCAGGGCCAGUUUUGGUUGCAAUAAAUCCCUUUAAGAAAGUCCAGUUGUAUGGAAGUGAUUACAUUGAAGCUUAUAAGCGUAAAUCUAUUGAUAGUCCGCAUGUAUAUGCCAUUACAGAUACAGCCAUUCGGGAAAUGAUCAGAGAUGAAGUAAACCAAUCUAUCAUCAUAAGUGGUGAAAGCGGGGCAGGGAAAACUGAGACAGCAAAGAUAGCAAUGCAAUAUUUGGCUGCACUAGGAGGUGGUAGCGGCAUAGAAUACGAAAUAUUGAAAACUAAUCCAAUUUUGGAAGCCUUUGGUAAUGCAAAAACAUUAAGAAAUGACAACUCGAGCCGUUUUACUUGUAAUGGUUUGGCAACAUGUUCAACAAACUUGGAACUAGACUCAGAAGUAAUGAAAAGAGGCAGAUUGGCACUGUCACACUCUAUUUCAAUGUUAUGCGCCAAAAAGAAAGAGAGAUUGAAGUUGAAGAGUGCAGAUGAGUAUUUUUAUCUGAGGCAAAGCAAUUGCUACUCGAUUUCUGGAGUUGAUGAUGCUGAACAGUUCCGUGUUGUAAUGGAAGCCCUGGAUAUCGUUCAUGUUAGUAAAGAGGACCAAGAUAGUGUUUUUGCGAUGCUUGCUGCAGUAUUGUGGCUAGGGAAUGUCUCCUUCACUGUGGUUGAUAAUGAAAACCAUGUUGAAGCCGUGACUGACGAAGGUCUAUCCAAUGUUGCUAAACUGGUUGGGUGUAAUAUUGAAGACCUAAAGCUAGCUUUAUCAACUCGAAAUAUGAAAGUACGGAAUGAUAAUAUUGUUCAAAAGUUAACUUUAUCUCAGGCCAUUGACACAAGAGAUGCCUUGGCAAAAUCAAUCUAUUCUUGUUUGUUUGACUGGUUGGUUGAACAAAUCAACAAGUCACUUGCAGUAGGCAAACGUCGUACUGGAAGAUCCAUCAGCAUUCUCGAUAUCUAUGGCUUUGAAUCAUUUGAUACGAAUAGUUUUGAGCAGUUCUGCAUUAAUUAUGCGAAUGAGAGGUUGCAGCAGCACUUUAACCGUCACUUAUUCAAGUUGGAACAGGAGCCCUCUACUGAUGCGAAAUUAUUGCUUGCCGGUGUGGCUGCGAGUUACACACAGUUGCAUCCUGAAGGGUUUCACUGA
Molecule: messenger RNA, 1734 nt
Organism: Ilex paraguariensis (yerba mate)
Lineage: Eukaryota; Viridiplantae; Streptophyta; Magnoliopsida; Aquifoliales; Aquifoliaceae
Source: the annotation of a GenBank genome assembly